Molecule: messenger RNA, 897 nt
Organism: Tarenaya hassleriana
Lineage: Eukaryota; Viridiplantae; Streptophyta; Magnoliopsida; Brassicales; Cleomaceae
Product: axial regulator YABBY 4
Exons: 7
Coding region: 36-722 (228 amino acids)
Biological process (GO): polarity specification of adaxial/abaxial axis; multicellular organism development; plant ovule development
Cellular component (GO): nucleus
Source: RefSeq, a predicted model, not a curated record
UUAAUCUCUCUCUCUCUCUCUAACAUACCCAAAACAUGACAACUCUCAACCAGUUGUUUGAUCUGCCGGGACAGAUUUGCCAUGUCCAAUGUGGCUUCUGCACCACAAUUUUACUGGUGAGCGUGCCUUUCAGCAGCUUGUCAAAGGUGGUGACUGUGAGAUGUGGGCACUGCACCAGCCUCCUUUCUGUCAAUAUGAUGAAAGCUUCCUUCAUCCCUUUCCAUCUCAUCGCUUCCCUCACCCAUCACGAUCAGGGGAAAGAAGAUAUCAUAAAGGCAACCGCGGAACAAGAAGCAUGUAAAGUGCAUCAAGCGAAAGAGUACAGUCCAAAUUUGGUGGCAUAUUCGGAUAAUGAAGACGAAGAUGUGCCACGGGUUAACCAAGUGGUCAAUAAACCUCCGGAGAGACGCCAAAGGGCUCCUUCUGCCUACAAUUGCUUCAUCAAGGAAGAGAUCAGUAGGCUAAAGGCUCAAAAUCCCAACAUUGCCCACAAGGAAGCUUUCAGCUUGGCCGCCAAAAACUGGGCACAUUUUCCACGUGUGCAUCACAAGAGAGGGGCUGAUCAAUGCUUUAGCCAAGAAGUUCAAAAUGCACCCUACAACUCUCUCCAUGAUUCCGCUAAUCAUGAGUUUUGCUUGCCGGGCCAUGAAGAAGGCAGUAAUGGGUACCGUGAGAGAAAAGCUCCGAGGCAUUCCAUUUGGGGGAAAUCGCCAUUCGAGUAAGAGAGGAAUACAAAAAACAUUCAAGAGACAAUUAAAAAAAGGGCAUAAAAUUAACGAGAGAUAUUGACGGAGUGUGGAAUUAGGGUUUUUCAUUUCAUCUAGGGCUUACGUUAGAGUUUCAACCAUAGGGGCUGGGGGUGGUGGGUUUGUUCGAGGAGUGAAUAAAGUAUGUAUU